GUUCGCUUCAUUCCACUCGAUUCCGUACGUGGUGCGAUAUCGAAUAUUUUACAGUUAAAGAAAAAAAAAAAAAAAAAAAAAAAAAAAAAAUCGAUCCGAAGAUGCCGCCAAAAGCCAGUGGUAAAGCAGUGAAGAAAGCCGGUAAGGCACAAAAGAAUAUCAGUAAAACUGACAAGAAGAAAAAAAGAAAAAGGAAGGAAAGUUAUGCCAUUUAUAUUUACAAAGUACUCAAACAAGUUCAUCCUGAUACUGGAAUUUCAAGCAAAGCUAUGAGUAUUAUGAAUAGUUUUGUUAACGACGUUUUCGAACGUAUAGCUGCUGAAGCUUCAAGAUUGGCUCAUUACAACAAACGUUCGACUAUAACUUCCCGAGAGAUACAAACUGCCGUACGACUUUUACUUCCAGGUGAACUCGCUAAACAUGCCGUUAGCGAAGGCACCAAAGCUGUUACUAAAUACACCAGUUCAAAAUGAAUUGAUAAUAUAUAUGGUGCAUGCAAACGGCCCUUUUUAGGGCCA
This is a messenger RNA of Vespa mandarinia (Asian giant hornet), 518 nucleotides long. Its product is annotated as histone H2B-like. The record is from RefSeq and is a predicted model, not a curated record. Gene Ontology annotation, cellular component: nucleosome. NCBI's taxonomy places the organism in Eukaryota, Metazoa, Arthropoda, Insecta, Hymenoptera, Vespidae. Gene Ontology annotation, molecular function: protein heterodimerization activity; structural constituent of chromatin; DNA binding.